ACUACACAUGCCAUUUUUGGACUAGGCAACUUCCGAUUCAAUGACGACUGCUGUUACGCUACUAUCAAAAUAGGGAACAUGACGGAGGAAAUCUAACUAUUGGUGCACUGAAAAUCCCCAUAAAUGCUGCGAUAGUAUAUCAGGGUUCAGUGUGUGGAUGGAGUCAGUGGCCUCUGAGAGCACCCAGCAUAGUUAUCACAGACAGGACAAUCCGAAGAAGUCCGUGUUCAGACCAACAGCCUGCACAUCGGCAGGCAGGGGGAGAAUGGUCAAGUACUUCUCUAACGACGUAGACAUCAGGACCACGUGGGACCAUGUUGUCUCUGCCUUCUGGCAGAGGUAUCCCAACCCAUUCAGCACCCAUGUUCUCACGGAGGAYGUGGUGUUCCGUGAGGUSACGRCGGACCAGCGGCUUCUCUCYAGACGCCUGCUCACCAAGACCAAUCGAAUGCCUCGCUGGGCCGAGUUCCUCUUCCCCUCCAACCUAUCACGCUCCGUCUACAUCGUAGAGGACUCCGUCGUCGACCCGGUCACCAAGAGCCUCACCACGUACACCUGGAACCUCAACCACACUACGUUAAUGACGGUGGAGGAGCGCUGCGUGUUCCAGGAGUCAGAGGACCGGCCUGCCUUCACGCUGCUCAGACGAGAGGCCUGGAUCUCUUCUGGAGUCUACGGCUUCUCCAGACCUAUCCAGGUACAGCACAGAUGUAGUACAGAACACCACACCACAGCCCCAGACCAGCUAUAG
Salvelinus sp. IW2-2015 is the source of this 751-nucleotide messenger RNA. RefSeq names its product PRELI domain-containing protein 1, mitochondrial-like. The record is from RefSeq and is a predicted model, not a curated record. Gene Ontology annotation, biological process: phospholipid transport. Gene Ontology annotation, cellular component: mitochondrial intermembrane space. Lineage: Eukaryota; Metazoa; Chordata; Actinopteri; Salmoniformes; Salmonidae. Gene Ontology annotation, molecular function: phosphatidic acid transfer activity.